AUGUCAUCUAUCUCCAUCAAACUCCCAAAAGUCCACGGUAGCCAAGGGGCCAAUUCGGUCCCGCCAAACGACUUCAUAAUCGGGACAUGGCACGUAACCUACUCCAGCCUCCCCCUAUGGAAAGGCAAGCGCAACGUCAACAUCACCUACAAGCUCCUCCCCGCAGAUGCUGCCGGAGUACACAAGAUAGAUGACCUGGUACAAUACCAGUCCAUUGGCUCUGAGAAAAUCAAAUCCGUCCAUGGCGUGGACACUCCAACGCCAGGUAAUCCGGGCGCCUGGGAUUGGCGCGGCAAAGGCUGGCUGAUGAUCGCGAGCUCGCACUGGGAAUGUCUCGGGUUCGGUCAUACCGAUGAUGGUAAUCAGUGGGUUGUCACGUACUUUGAUAAAACACUUUUCACGCCUGCUGGCAUUGAUGUCUACUCGAGGCACAAGGAGGGGCUACCUCAGACUACUGUCGAUCAGAUACUGGAUGCUCUCAAGGGGCUUGAGCUCGAUGAUAUUACCGACCUCGCUAAUGGUGUCUUUCAGAUUCCACAGAACUAG
Molecule: messenger RNA, 546 nt
Organism: Penicillium hordei
Lineage: Eukaryota; Fungi; Ascomycota; Eurotiomycetes; Eurotiales; Aspergillaceae
Exons: 1
Coding region: 1-546 (181 amino acids)
Source: RefSeq, a predicted model, not a curated record